Aspergillus neoniger CBS 115656 is the source of this 670-nucleotide messenger RNA. RefSeq lists its product as uncharacterized. The transcript has 2 exons. The record is from RefSeq and is a predicted model, not a curated record. Bases 166 to 345 code for a protein of 59 amino acids. Lineage: Eukaryota; Fungi; Ascomycota; Eurotiomycetes; Eurotiales; Aspergillaceae.
GAAUCUGGAGCCAUGUGGCUCCACAUACUCCUUUCCUCCGGCUUCAACGACCACCGCAGUUUUCCUUUUACGAAGCUUCGACAGCAUUUUGGGACCGAUGGCUGGGCAAAGUGAGAGAAGGGAUUUAACUGUGCAGAAGAACUGUAGGCAUUCGCAUCGCGAAAGAUGGGAGAAUUGGACAAGUAUGACGAUGACCUAGAGCAGGUCGAGGAGAACAAAUCUCUCAUGGACAGCGGGAGAAUGACCAAGGAAAAAUUCAUUCUCGCCGCAGCAGCAAUAAUAGAAUCUCGCAGCUCCUCAUCAUGUGUGGUGGAAGAUAAAGCAUUGAAUGACAAGGUACUGUAAUACAUGUCAUGACUCAAUGGGUACGCCAAUGUCUUCAGCGGGAAACGAUAGUUUAAGAACUGUUUCAACCGUAACACCGGCGCCUUAAUAAAAAUAAUGAAAAUGCAGGAAACCAUACUCCGGAGAAGCACCAUGCAGGUCCGGAAAGCCAAACCCAUUGGUUGAAUACCUCGGUUAAAGAGCACAGAGACAUCUCUUCGCUACCAUACCAGCAGAAGAAACGAAUGAAUAGCGUAUGCAGACUUAGUUCCAUGAGAUAUCUUCAUCGCUGCUAGAAAUGGCAGAGAGUAUCUGCAGAUAGUUUGAUACAGGAUUCACGAUUCAG